Molecule: messenger RNA, 631 nt
Organism: Lemur catta (Ring-tailed lemur)
Lineage: Eukaryota; Metazoa; Chordata; Mammalia; Primates; Lemuridae
Gene: TNP2
Product: transition protein 2
Exons: 2
Coding region: 49-480 (143 amino acids)
Biological process (GO): penetration of zona pellucida; spermatogenesis; acrosome reaction
Cellular component (GO): nucleus; nucleosome
Molecular function (GO): DNA binding; zinc ion binding
Source: RefSeq, a predicted model, not a curated record
GAGAGGAGGAGGAGGAGGAGGCCUCUGCCCCUCCGAGCGUGGCCUCCCAUGGACACCAAGACACAGAGCCUUUCUGUCACCCACACCCAGCCCCACGGCAACUGUCGGCCCCAAAGCCACGCCUGCAGCCAGUGCAACUGCAGCCACCACUGCCAGAACUGCAGCCAGAGUUGCCGACGGAACAAGGGUUGCAGCCGGAGCUCCAGCCAGAGCCCGACCAGCCACCGCAGCCCACUGCGGUCCUGCAGCCCAUCCAGCCAUCAGAGCCAGAGCCCAAGCCCCAGCCCACCAGCAAAGCACCACAAACAGAUCAUGCACUCCCACCACCACUCUCCCACGCGGCCCACCGCCCACUGCAGCAGCUGCCCCAGGAACAGAAAGACCUUGGAAAGCAAGGUGAACAAGAAGAGGAAGGUGGGCAAGAGGACCCACCAGGUGUACAAAACAAAGAGGCAGAACACAGGGCGGAGAUACAAGUGACGAGACGGCACUCCUCGGCUUGUUCCUGUGUGUCACCCAGAUGAGAAGUGCCAUCAUGCGUGGAAUGCUAGGACAAAGGCAAUCUUUUAGCAGGAACGUGUUACUACGGUGACUUCUAUGCAACACUGAUUAAAGCUUGUACGCUGGAUGA